CCCGUCGCUAUGAGUCCCAUGGCGCCUACUACACAGGAGGCUCUGGAGAUCGCGGGGCGCAUCAUCGACCGGCAGAUCCAGGAUGAUCGCUGCUACCCGGACCUCUCCGAGCUGCUGGCGGUCCCAGCGCCUGGUAACGCUACUGUUUCUGGUAUGGCAGAUAUGGAUUAUCCUCUGCAAGGACCGGGUUUGCUGUCAAUGCCUAAUCUUCCAGAGAUCAGCUCAGUUCGCAGAGUCCCACUUCCCCCAGAGCUAGUGGAACAAUUUGGACAUAUGCAGUGCAAUUGCAUGAUGGGGGUAUUUCCCGAAAUCAGCAGAGCUUGGCUGACCAUUGACAGUGACAUCUUUAUGUGGAACUAUGAAGAUGGGGGAGAUCUGGCAUAUUUUGAUGGUCUCAGUGAAACUAUUCUUGCAGUGGGUCUUGCAAAGCCAAAGGGAGGUAUCUUCCAGUCUCAUGUACGACACUUGCUUGUUCUGGCUACCCCUGUGGACAUUGUGAUUUUAGGGCUCAGUUGUGCUAAUGUACAAGCAAGUACUGGAUCACUCAAUGACAGUAUGUCUGGUGGCAUGCAGCUGCUACCAGAUCCUCUCUAUUCACUUGCUACUGACAAUACAUACAUUCUGGCAAUAACAUCUACUGACAACGGGCGCAUCUUUUUGGCUGGAAAAGAUGGCUGCUUGUAUGAAGUAGCAUACCAGGCUGAAGCAGGCUGGUUGAGCCAGCGCUGUAGAAAAAUUAAUCAUUCAAAGAGCAUGUUAUCUUUCCUUGUUCCCUCAUUUCUGCAGUUUACAUUCUCAGAGGAUGAUCCUGUAGUUCAAAUUGCUGUUGACAACUCCCGAAAUAUCUUAUACACCCGCUCAGAAAAAGGAGUGCUGCAAGUUUAUGAUUUGGGACAAGACGGUGAAGGAAUGACCAGAGUUACUUCUAUUUCACAAAAUGCUAUAGUUUCUGCUGCUGGGAGCAUUGCCAGAACAAUAGACCGUUCUGUAUUCAAGCCUAUUGUUCAAAUAGCAGUGAUAGAAAAUUCAGAAUCCAUAGACUGUCAGCUACUAGCAAUCACACAUGCAGGUGUCCGACUGUAUUUUAGUACUUCACAAUUUAAGCAUCCAACAGCUCGUCCCUCCAUGUUAACCUUGGUUCACGUCCGUUUGCCACCUGGAUUUUCAGCUUCCUCUAAUGUGGAGAAGCCUGCAAAAGUUCACAGAGCUCUUUAUAGCAAAGGGGUCCUGCUGAUGGCAGCUUCAGAAAAUGAGGACAAUGACAUCCUGUGGUGUAUCAACCACGAUUCUUUCCCUUUUCAAAAGCCAAUGAUGGAAACACAGAUGAUCACCCGUGUCGAUGGACAUUCCUGGGCUCUUUCAGCUAUUGAUGAAUUUAAACUUCAGAAGAUUGUAACACCACUAAAUAAAGACAUUAUUCCAAUAACUGAUUCACCUGUUGUUGUGCAGCAACACAUGCUGCCACCCAAGAGAUUUGUUCUGCUUUCUGCCCAGGGGAGCUUUAUGUUUCAUAAACUGAGACCUGUCGACCAGUUGCGGCAUCUGCUUGUUAGCAACGUAGGGGGAGAUGGAGAAGAGAUUGAAAGAUUUUUCAAGUUACAUCAGGAGGAUCAGGCCUGUGCUACUUGCCUUAUCUUGGCUUGUUCUAAUGCUGCGUGUGAUAGAGAAGUAUCUGUGUGGGCUACUCGAGCAUUCUUCAGGUACGGUGGAGAAGCACAAAUGAGAUUUCCAUCAGCUCUGCCUCCUCCAAUCAAUGUUGGAUCUCUCUUGGGUUCUCCACUUUCUGCCAUGACAGGUCCAGGUCAAAGACGGCACCAUUGUUCUGCUACUGGUUUCUCAGUUUGCCCAAAGGGCACUCCACUGACUGAUGGUCCAUCUCAUACUACUGGCCUUUUUGCAGCACCUGGGCUAGGAGUAACAUUUAAUUUUACUCUAGAUUUACCUUCUCCUCCACCAUCUCCUGUAAUGAUGGGUCCCGAGAUAGUAUUUUCUGGAAGACACAACGGCAUCUGCAUAUACUUUGCUCGCAUUAUAGGAAAUAUUUGGGAUGGUACUAUAGUCGUGGAGAGAGUUUUCAAAAGUGGCAAUAGAGAAGUUGUUGCAGUAGAAAGCAGUGUUCCAUCCCAUGUGCUGGAAUGCGUCUUAAAAGAACUAAAAGGUUUACAAGAAUUUCUGUCCAGAAAUUCACAGUUUGCUACAGUAGGAGCCCUUGGAAACCCAAGUUUCAGCACACCAUCCAAUCUACAGCAGAGGCUCCUGGGUUUCAUGCGGCCUGAUGGUGGAAGUUCUCAGCAAGUCCAGCAAGAACUCCAGAGGAAAUACCAUGCUGAGGCACAGCUAACUGAGAAGACCUCACUUCAAGGUAUCCAGCAGCUUGUUAGUAAAACCUGCCAGGCGCUGGCUUUAUGGAAGUUGUUGUGUGAGCACCAGUUCAAUGUUGUUGUGGGUGAACUUCAAAAGGAACUUCAAGAACACCUAAAGAUUACUGCUUUUAAAGACUUGGUCAUCAGAGACAGAGAGUUGACAGGGGCACUCAUAGCUUCUCUUAUAAACUGUUACAUCAGAGAUAAUGCUGCUGUGGAUGGCAUCAUUGCCCAUUUGCAAGAUAUCUGUCCUCUUCUCUAUAGCACUGAUGAUGCUGUGUGCUCCAAGGCAAAUGAACUGCUUCAGCGAUCUCGACAGGCUCAGAGCAAACUGGAAAAAGAGAAGAUGCUAAGAGAAUCACUGCAAGAGUACCAGAAGAUCAGCAAUCAAGUAGACCUUGCUAAUGUUUGUGCGCAGUAUAGGCAAGUCCGUUUCUAUGAGGGAGUAGUUGAACUCUCUCUUACAGCUGCUGAGAAGAAAGACCCUCAAGGUCUUGGCCUCCAUUUCUAUAAAAAUGGAGAACCAGAAGAGGAUAUUGUUGGACUCCAAGCUUUUCAAGAGAGAUUGAACAGCUACAAGUGUAUCACUGACACCCUUCAAGAGCUAGUGAAUCAAAGUAAAGCUGCUCCUCAGUCUCCCAGUGUACCCAAAAUGCCAGGUCCUCCAGUGCUGUCAUCUGACCCAAACAUGCUAAGCAAUGAAGAAGCUGGACAUCAUUUUGAACAAAUGCUAAAGCUGGCUCAGCGUUCAACAGAUGAACUCUUCAGUAUUGCACUUUACAACUGGUUGAUACAAGCUGACUUGGCAGACAAACUGUUACAGGUUACUUCCCCCUUUUUGGAGCCCUACCUUGUGCGGAUGACCAAGAUUGACCAAAACAAAGUCCGUUACAUGGAUUUAUUGUGGAGAUACUUCGAAAAGAACAGAAAUUUCAGUAAUGCAGCCAGAAUCUUGGCUAAGUUGGCUGAUCUGCAUAGCACAGAAAUUUCACUUCAGCAGCGUCUCGAAUACAUAGCACGUGCCAUUUUGAGUGCCAAAAGUUCCACUGCCAUAUUCUCUAUUGCUGCAGACGGUGAAUUCCUACAUGAACUAGAAGAGAAAAUGGAAGUUGCAAGGAUUCAGCUUCAAAUACAAGAAACAUUACAACAGCAGUAUUCCCAUCAUUCUUCAGUGCAAGAUGCAAUCUCCCAGCUUGAUGCUGAACUGAUGGAUAUAACCAAGCUGUACGGAGAAUUUGCUGACCCUUUUAAGCUCUCAGAGUGUAAGCUUGCAAUUAUACAUUGUGCUGGUCAUUCUGAUCCUAUCUUGGUGCAAACCCUCUGGCAGGAAAUCAUUGAGAAAGAGUUGACUGAUAGUGUGUCUCUCAGCCCUGCUGACAGAAUGCAAGCACUUAGUCUGAAGAUGAUACUGCUUGGAAAGAUUUAUGCUGGCACACCUCGUUACUUUCCUUUAGAUUUCUUAGUGCAGUUUCUAGAGCAACAUGUCUGCACUUUGAACUGGGAUGUAGGUUUUGUAACACACACCAUGCAAGAAAUUGGAGUACCGUUGCCAAGACUGCUAGAAGUGUAUGACCAGUUGUUUAAAGCACGGGACCCAUACUGGACUAGAAUGAAAAAGCCUUUGCACCUUUUAGAGUGUAUUCAUGUAUUAUUAUCAGGAUAUCUACGUGAUCCAAGCAGAGUACUUCAGAGGCGACGAUUUACCAAUGUUUGUUUGGAUGCCAUAAGUUGCUACUUGGUUGAACUUCAGUCUAUGAGCCCAACGCUAGCGGUUCAGACUAAUACUGGCAACUUUAAAUCACUACAGGCUAAAUUAGAAUGGCUUCACUGAUUGACAUGUAUAAUAACAGAUGACAUAAAAGUUCAUACGUCUGCAUUGAAUCUUUGGAAGAACUCCUCAAAGAAAUUCUAAGUUUCAUAUUUUGCUGCAGAUAUCAAUUGUGGGGCCUGGGUUCAUACUGUUUUGAAAGUAUCUACAAAUUGUAGAAUGUAAAUGUGACUAACGGAGUUGCCCUAAAUACUACCAGAUUUUGUAACAAUAGAAACUUUCUUUUCUACUCUUGAAAUAAAAUUGUGUGCAUCUUGUGCACA
Messenger RNA from Dryobates pubescens (Downy woodpecker), 4454 nucleotides. RefSeq names its product nucleoporin 155 (gene NUP155). NCBI's taxonomy places the organism in Eukaryota, Metazoa, Chordata, Aves, Piciformes, Picidae. Gene Ontology annotation, molecular function: structural constituent of nuclear pore. Gene Ontology annotation, biological process: RNA export from nucleus; transcription-dependent tethering of RNA polymerase II gene DNA at nuclear periphery; protein localization to nuclear inner membrane. The record is from RefSeq and is a predicted model, not a curated record. Bases 10 to 4194 code for a protein of 1394 amino acids. Gene Ontology annotation, cellular component: nuclear pore inner ring; nuclear pore. The transcript is spliced from 36 exons.